UCUUGAGAACUUGCCGGACUUUCUGCGCGACAACACCGCUGGCUUUGUCGACGAAGUGAUGACGGCUGUUCGCGAGAAGUCUUUCCGCCCUGACUACGUCCCUCCUACUGCACCCAAGCUAUCUGCGACCGCCCCGACAUUUAACCCUCCAACGGGGCCGGCUGCUCUGAAGAACAAGGACGUCCCUAUCCCUGGACUGUCGUCAACGGGAGGGCCUCGGAAACGCACGUACAAUGAUCGAGAGCCUAGCGAGCCUCGUGAUGGCCGCGACAACCACUACGGCCGCGGGGCUGGCGGCAAUAGGACGGUCAAGCAAAUGCGCCGAGGGGGUUUCAACGGUCGAGGUGGUUUCGGAGGUUCCGACUUCCCCAUGGGAGGUAUGCCAGGACUAGGGAGCAUGCCCGCCAUGUCGAACCUGCCAAACAUGCCCAUGCUGCCCACUGCUGCACCCGGCUUUCCGCCUUUCGAUCCCAACAAUCCUAUGGCUGCUUUAAUGGCUAUGCAGGCGAUGGGCUUUCCAAUGCCAGGAAUGCCACAGAUGCCACUGGCUAGCUCUCCCCCGGGAUUUGGUCCUGCCGGUUCCCCUGGACAAAACUUGCAUGUACCCAAGAAGGAGAGGUGCAGUGACUACGACACCAAGGGCUUCUGUGCUCGCGGUAGCGUCUGCCCGUACGAGCAUGGCGUAGAUCACAUAGUCGUUCCGCCCUCGGCUGACGAAUAUGAUCCCAACAAGGCGUCACUCGCGAUUGAACCGCAGCAAGGUAUGAAUGGACGUGACUUUUUCGAGCACAGAGGUCGGGGUCGUGGACGUGGACGUGGUGACAGAGGCACGUUCACUGCGAACCGAGGCCGAGCCCCUUUCUCAUUCUCAGGUCCUUUGAAUGAUCGGUCAAGUACUACGAUUGUCGUUGAGCAAAUCCCUGAGGAGAAGUUUGAAGAACAACAAGUCCGCGAAUUCUUCUCCGAAUUCGGGAAUAUUGUGGACAUCCAGAUGCAGGCGUACAAGCGUCUUGCCAUUGUCAAGUUCGAUGAUCAUUUCGCCGCGAAAAGUGCUUACGACAGUCCAAAAGUCAUCUUUGACAAUCGCUUCGUCAAAGUGUACUGGUACAAGCCAGAUUCUGUGCCAACUCCCCCAACUCAUUCCAAUGGAGCAGCAAAAGCCAGGUCACCAGGAGGCUCCAAGUUUGACGAAGAGAUGAUUGAUGCGGAAGAAAUUCAGCGAAAACAGGCGGAGGCACAGACGUUGUACGAGGAGAAGGCAAAGAAACGCCAAGAAAUAGAAGAGAAGCGCAAAGAAGCUGAAGCGCUGAUCAAAAAAGCCGCGGAGGAAAAGAAGCGGUUGCUCGAGAAGUUGGCCGCGAAGCAAGGCACUGUUACGACUACUAAUGAUCUGUCUGACGAUGAUUCUGUCAAUGUGGAAGCCACCGGAAGUAAGCAAGACGCUCUUCAGGCGAAGCUCGCAGAACUACAGGCCGAAGCCGAAGGGCUAGGUCUAGAUCCCGAUGACGAUGCUAAACACACUGCAGUAGGCUGGCGUGGUAGGGGACGUGGCACAUACCGAGGUAGAGGAUACGGUGGACGAGGGCGAGGAUACGCUCCGUCGUAUCGCGGUCGCGGAGGCUUUACUGGCGCUCCGUACGGAGCUCGCGGAGGAGUCAAGAGACUCGACAAUCGACCUAGACGCGUCUCAGUUGCUGGUGUAGAGGCGGGAACUGCGCAGGAUGAAGCGCUUCGACAAUAUCUUCUGAACAAUUUCGACUUCGAGAGUAUCCAGCCACACCCCGAUCGUCAAGAUGCGCAAGUUGUAGUGUUCAAGGAGCGCUAUAUCGCUGAAGGGUUCAUUGGUGCUGCCUCCAAGAUUCCGAACAUCGGACACGUUGAGCUCUCCUGGGUUGCCAACCCGCCAAUCACUCUUACUACCGAAGAUCCGACGCCGUCGAAGCAAGACGAGGUUCUCGAGGACGACACAAAGAUGGAGGAGUUUGGCAAUGGUAGCACGGACUUUAGAUCUGCGGACAUGGACUACGACGUCGCAGACGAUGAGGAUCCGUGGAUGAACGCUUAGUCAUCGAGUCCAUACGCUAAGCUUUCACGACUGCAUAUGAGGGGUUUCGAUGAUGGAUGCAUGGAUCAUGGUCUUUUCUUUGGAUCUGGGCUACCUGUUCGAGGCCUUGAGAUGAGCGAAGUGAAAGUUGUUGAGCUGUACCGAUCCUUCUUGGGAUGAUUGGUACUUAUUUGGUGGGAACGGGUUCGAUCGACUUUACCAGUACCUGUUGUCAGGGUGACAUGAUUGUCGAUAUUCUGGUAAAGCUGGUGGAAUUCACUUGUAGGAUACAACUUGACGGACGAGGUCUAUAACAAGCCAGGCGUGGCUUUGGGCGUUGCCCCUUAUACCCUGAUUCAAUUCUACACACUUGUGAG
Molecule: messenger RNA, 2421 nt
Organism: Mytilinidion resinicola
Lineage: Eukaryota; Fungi; Ascomycota; Dothideomycetes; Mytilinidiales; Mytilinidiaceae
Exons: 5
Coding region: 59-2065 (668 amino acids)
Cellular component (GO): nucleus
Molecular function (GO): metal ion binding; RNA binding
Source: RefSeq, a predicted model, not a curated record